GUCGUUGGAAAGAAGAAGAGAGAGAGAAAAAAAACGCUGAGCAGCAGCAACAGCCCAGAAGCACCGCAGUCGCAGUCCCCUUCCGCGUUUGCAAGAGAAUCCAGACCGGUUAUUGCCUCUCCCGAGCCUACCGACAGAUAGCAUCAGCGGUAGGAGGGGAUACGGAGACUCCUGCAGGCUAAUUGUAGCAGCCAGCGUUUGCAGGUGUAACACUGAUCCCUCUGUGCGAGAAACUGGGGUUUAAUCUAGGCGAGCCGUUCUGUGACUUAAGAGAGAGAAAGAGAGAGAGAGAGAAAAAAAAACUGGGAGAAUGUUGUACCAAGUACAAUGAGAACAGAUUUGUCUCGCGCGCACAAUUUCACCUGUGACUCCCGCGAACACAGAUUUGAUGAGCAAUUUUGAAGCGUCUUUGGAAUCUUAAAAAAAAAGUGGAUCUCGUUUAUUUGACAAUCAUGAGAAAUACUUGGUUGUCGCCGCGGAGUGCGCUUUUGGAAUACUGUACAGCGCUUGUUUUGUCUCUCUUUUGGAUUCAGUAUUCUUGCGGGAUGCCCCAUGUCAUUCGAAUAGGAGGGAUUUUUGAGCAGACGGAGGGCCCGGUGGCCAUCGUCAGCGCGGAGGAGCAGGCCUUCAAGUUCGCCGUCAACAACAUCAACAGGAACAGGACCCUGCUGCCCAACACCACGCUCACCUACGACAUCCAGAGGAUAAACAUCUACGACAGCUUCGAGGCGUCCCGGAAAGCGUGCGACCAGCUGUCGCUGGGGGUGGUGGCCAUCUUCGGCCCCUCCCACAGCUCCUCGUCCAACGCCGUGCAGUCCAUCUGCAACGCCCUGGAGGUGCCGCACAUCCAGGUGCGCUGGAAGCACCACCCCAUGGACAACCGAGACACCUUCUACGCCAACCUGUACCCCGACUACUCCUCCCUCAGCUACGCCAUCCUCGACCUGGUCCAGUUCCUCAAAUGGAAGACCGCGACAGUCGUGUACGAUGACAGCACGGGUCUUAUAAGACUACAGGAACUCAUAAUGGCCCCCUCCAGGUACAACAUCAGGUUAAAAAUUCGGCAGCUCCCCCUGGACUCCGAGGACACCCGGCCGCUCCUCAAGGAGAUGAAGAGGGGGAGAGAGUUCCGGAUCAUCUUCGACUGCAGCCACACGAUGGCUGCGCAGAUCUUAAAGCAGGCCCUGGCCAUGGGUAUGAUGACGGAGUAUUACCACUACAUCUUCACCACUCUGGACCUGUUCGCCCUGGACCUGGAGCCGUACCGCUACUGCGGCGUGAACAUGACCGGCUUCCGCAUCCUGAACGUGGACAACCCCCAGGUGGCGUCCAUCGUGGAGAAGUGGUCCAUGGAGAGGCUGCAGGCCACGCCCAAACCGGAGUCCGGCCUCCUCGACGGGGUCAUGACGACAGAUGCUGCUCUGACGUACGACGCGGUCCACAUCGUGUCCGUGUCCUACCAGCACGCCCCGCAGAUGACCGUCAACUCCCUGCAGUGCCACCGGCACAAGCCCUGGAGAUUCGGCGGACGCUUCAUGAGCUUCAUCAAGGAGUCGCAUUGGGACGGGCUCACGGGUCGCCUGGUGUUCAACCGGACGAGCGGCCUGCGGACGGACUUCGACCUGGACAUCGUCAGCCUCAAAGAGGAGGGGCUGGAGAAGGUGGGGAAGUGGAGCUCGUCGGGCGGCCUCAACAUCACCGAGCUUCCCAAACGGAGAGGGCUUAACAUCACGGACUCGCUGUCCAACCGCUCGCUCAUCAUCACCACCAUCCUGGAGGAGCCCUACGUGAUGUUUCGGAAGUCGGACAAGGCGCUGGCGGGGAACGAGCGGUUCGAGGGCUUCUGCAUCGACCUGCUGAAGGAGCUGGCCAACGUGCUGGGCUUCUCCUACGAGAUCCGGCUGGUGCCCGACGGGCGCUACGGCUCGCAGGACGAGAAGGGCCAGUGGAACGGGAUGGUGCGGGAGCUGAUGGAGCACAAAGCAGACCUUGCUGUGGCCCCGCUCACCAUCUCGUACCUGCGGGAAAAGGUGAUCGACUUCUCCAAGCCCUUCCUGAGCACGGGGAUCAGCAUCCUGUACCGGAAACCCAACAGCACCAACAACGGCUUCUUCUCCUUCCUCAACCCCAUGACCCCCGACAUCUGGGUCUACAUCCUGCUGGCCUACCUGGGCGUCAGCUGCGUCCUCUUCGUCAUCGCUAGAUUCAGCCCCUACGAGUGGUACGAUGCCCACCCCUGCAACCCCGGGUCAGACGUGGUGGAGAACAACUUCACCCUCCUCAACAGCUUCUGGUUCGGCGUGGGAUCCCUGCUGCAGCAAGUUUGGAUGGUGAAUGCUGUGAUACAGGACAGUGCUGUUGUCAGCAUCUACAUGCUCCCCAGAGCUUGA
Molecule: messenger RNA, 2390 nt
Organism: Anguilla anguilla (European eel)
Lineage: Eukaryota; Metazoa; Chordata; Actinopteri; Anguilliformes; Anguillidae
Product: glutamate receptor ionotropic, kainate 3-like
Exons: 13
Coding region: 453-2390 (645 amino acids)
Biological process (GO): modulation of chemical synaptic transmission; synaptic transmission, glutamatergic; monoatomic ion transport
Cellular component (GO): postsynaptic membrane; kainate selective glutamate receptor complex; presynaptic membrane
Molecular function (GO): kainate selective glutamate receptor activity; transmitter-gated monoatomic ion channel activity involved in regulation of postsynaptic membrane potential
Source: RefSeq, a predicted model, not a curated record